Beta vulgaris subsp. vulgaris (sugar beet) is the source of this 1307-nucleotide messenger RNA. Its product is annotated as ycf20-like protein. The transcript is spliced from 5 exons. Bases 327 to 857 code for a protein of 176 amino acids. NCBI's taxonomy places the organism in Eukaryota, Viridiplantae, Streptophyta, Magnoliopsida, Caryophyllales, Amaranthaceae. The record is from RefSeq and is a predicted model, not a curated record.
ACCGAGAAUUAGGCAAGAAAAACGCUCGAAAAAGAAACAAAGAAAAGAAGAUCGAUUAAGCGACAAUCAAGGUCGUCAUCUCUAACCCUAACCCUCAAUUACAGUUUAGACCUCUCUUUCUCUCUUUAAACUCAUCCAUUUCCGCAUUUCAUCGAAAAAGUUCACAAAAACACACAAUUUGGAAUUUCCAUCAUUUCAAUUUGACUUCCAAAUUAGAACUUAGAAGUGAGAGAAAAAGAUUUUGAUCAAAUUUAAUCUUUCGACGACAUUGGAAACUUGAUUUUCCAAAAAUUCUUAAGAGUGGAUGUUGAACUGCACAAAUUUUCAUGAUUCUGUAUUUUGGAACAAGAUUACAUCAAUGUCCGAACAAUGUGAUGAUGUUUACUCCCACAAAGUAUUUGCGCUAUAUUGUUAGUUCAAUUCAAGUAAAAGAGCUCAGUUGCAGUUGCAAGAGCAGGAGAAGGGGUUGGUCAAUUAGGAGCAGUGCAGAUGGCAGAGGAUUCGAUCCUCUCAGUGGCACUGGUGAUGGAAGAACUCGAUUACUCAAAGCGAUUCAGACUCUACAGAUCCGGUUAAAUGCAAGGAUUCGGGAUUUCCGGAAAGAUCUUCCUAGGAAGUUUUUCUUUUUCUUGGUGGGAUUCUAUUGUGCAACUGCAUUUGCUACUGUGAUUGGACAAACAGGUGACUGGGACAUUCUGUCUGCUGCCGUGGCCGUCGCUGUGGUGGAGGGUAUUGGAGCUCUUAUGUACAAAGUUUCUGUACCUUUGCUUGACAGGAGCAGGAACCUUAUUGCCAUAUUUAACUACUGGAAAGCUGGACUUACAAUGGGUCUUUUCUUGGAUUCAUUCAAGUAUUAAGGUAUCAAGUCCUGACUUUAUUUGAGGGCAGAAACUUGGAUUGUUGGAAAUGAGGUAGCCUUAGACGCACCUGGAAUGAUGUAAAUUGUAUUUGAUACAAGUGAAAGUUUCUAUAUGGCUUUGUUUGGGUCGGAUUCAUUCUUGAAGAGAUCAUUGUAUGCCAGGUUCUACUUGUAAAGAGUACAGUCGACUAACAAAAUUUUACACAGCACCUGCCUUGUUCAUCGAAGCUCGUAGUAUCCUGAUGCAAAAUGUGAAAUUUGGCAGGAGAUGCUGAUACGAAGUUCAGCAGCAAGCAUGUAUAGCAUACACAAAUUCAUUUUGGAACUUAUGUACGUCCUUUCAUUUUAGUUGGCUACAGUUACUAUUCAUAUGGUCAAAUGUUGAAAACUCUCAUCGUAUUUUUUCAUUUCUAUGGAAAAGAUUUAUAAGAAAAAGAAUAUUGCCAUA